AUGUCCCUCCAAGCACAAAAGAGACUCACUCGUGAGUACAAAAACAUCCAAAAAAACCCUCCUCCAUACAUCACCGCCAAACCAAAUGAAGAUAAUAUCUUAGAAUGGCAUUACGUUAUUACUGGUCCUCCAGAUACCUGCUACGUGGGAGGCCAAUACCACGGAACCUUGACUUUCCAAAAAGAUUAUCCUUUCAAACCCCCUGCCAUCAGAAUGAUCACUCCUAGUGGAAGAUUCGAGCCUAACACCAGACUCUGUCUUUCGAUGUCCGACUUUCAUCCGGAUACUUGGAAUCCUGCGUGGAGUGUCGCCACUAUCUUGACUGGGUUAUUGAGUUUCAUGACUUCUGAAGAACCAACCACUGGGUCAAUUAGGACCUCGGUAGAAAUGAAAAAAAAAUUGGCAAAAGUCAGUAAAAAAUGGAAUAAUGCUAGUCGCUCUUUUAUAAAGAAUUUCCCGGAACUAAUCGCCGAGAAUGAAAGAUCUAUCAAACAAGAAGCCCUUAUCGAACAAAAAAAAAGUAGUAUAUUAAAGCAAGAUAAUCCAAAGGAUAUGGUGGCUGAUAUCAAUAAAAUCCAAGACGUCGAAGAGAGAUUGAGAGCAGCCGCAUUAAAUGACGAUCAACAGGAGUUAGAGAGUAAGCACAGUAUAUGGAUGUAUUCCUUCUUAUUGGUGAUAAUACUUGCUAUUGGUGCAAAGCUUCUGAAGGUACAAUGA
Saccharomycopsis crataegensis is the source of this 717-nucleotide messenger RNA. RefSeq names its product E2 ubiquitin-conjugating protein UBC6 (gene UBC6). Bases 1 to 717 code for a protein of 238 amino acids. Lineage: Eukaryota; Fungi; Ascomycota; Saccharomycetes; Ascoideales; Saccharomycopsidaceae. The transcript has a single exon. The record is from RefSeq and is a predicted model, not a curated record.